CGUCGUUCAGUCGAUCACAUUGCGAUUUCAGUUGAGAAACUGCGAGUGAUUGAUCAAUUUAAAAUCCAAAUAGAUUUAAUUAUAUUUUAAAAAAUGAUGAUUUCGAUCUUAUUUUUUGCCUCCUGUUUAGUUUUUUUACAAGGAUUCAAUUGCCAACGAGAAACCAUUCAACCUCAUUUACGUGUGGCAUCUUUCAACGUCCAGAAUUUCGGUUACAAGAAAUACAACAAAAAAGAUGCAGCAGACAUUAUUAAAAAGAUAAUCACACGUUACGAUUUCAUUUGUUUGCAAGAAAUCGUCGUGCAGAAAAAAAAGUUCCUGAACAGUUUAUUAAAGGACAUUAACUACGUUUAUUCGCCAAAGAAACCUUACGUCAUGAAUGCCAGUCCUCCCGUAGGUACCAACUCAAUUACAAAAGAACAAUAUCUCUACCUUUACAGGUGNUUCUUUUCUGUAGCAACGCUUCGGGAGAUUACAUCAUGA
Centruroides sculpturatus (bark scorpion) is the source of this 483-nucleotide messenger RNA. Its product is annotated as deoxyribonuclease-1-like. Lineage: Eukaryota; Metazoa; Arthropoda; Arachnida; Scorpiones; Buthidae. The record is from RefSeq and is a predicted model, not a curated record. Gene Ontology annotation, biological process: DNA catabolic process. The transcript is spliced from 3 exons. Gene Ontology annotation, cellular component: nucleus. Bases 94 to 483 code for a protein of 129 amino acids.